CCUUUCCUCCUUUUCCCUGUCUAAUUCAAUCUGCCAUCACAAAAAUCAAAGCUUCAAAAUGCUUCCCUUGUUACCGCCGGGAAGUUGGAAUUUCAGGAAGAAAAGAAACCAAUUAGAGCUCAGCCGGCCCUCAACCAAUGGGCAGCGGAGAACGGUUCGGCCAUGCAACCCGGCGGUCCAGUAUCUCGGAUAUGAGAGGCAUGAGGAUGAUGUGGCCUGCCGUCCUGCCUGCCUGCUUCUCCGCCAGCCAAUCACCGCGCCGAGGCUGACCCUGACUGAGCGGUGUUUUUCUCCAGGCCGCACGUGCUGCCCGCCUCCCCCCCCCCCCCGCAGAGGUGUCCCCGGGCUUACUCGGCGCUCAGGUGGGACUCUGGAUUUGCCUGCCAGCCAGGUACGCACGGGACGAAGCUCGUGUUGCAUAAGCAGAGAGGGAGGAGCGGCCAGCGCCUGGCGUUAUAGGAAGACUGGCGAGCCGGCAGGCACUGUGUGUGAGGUCAGGUGUCCUCAGACGGCUCCAUUGGCUUCUGCCAGGAGGCUUCUCCUCCUGCCUAAGGAGUUUAACCCAGAAAGAGGGCAGGCAGGCAGGGAUUAGCCUCUGAGAGAACGGCAGCCACUCGGCAGGCUAGCGAAUCUGCUGGAGCAUGGCAGAAAGUGAGCCUCGGGCAGCAACAGCGAGCUGCAAGUGGACUCGUCCCCCGCGGAGCCGCCGCUGAGAGGAGGAGGCGGCGGCGGCGGCGGCUGCUUGGCGGCCAGAGCAGCCGGAGCUUUCCAGGCGGCAGAGCGGAGGGAGAGGAUGGCCGCAGAAGGCAGCAACGCAGACUGGAUGGCCUCCCUGUCGCCUGCUCUCUGCGCCCUGCCACUCUCCAAUUUGGCGAUCCCAGGAUCCCAUGACUCUUUCAGCUACUGGGUUGAUGAGAAAUCUCCUGUUGGACCAGACCAAGUCGCAGCUGUCAAGCGGCUGUCUAAAAUUUCUUUGGUGAGGAAACUCAUGAAGAAAUGGUCAGUGACACAAAACCUAACCUUCAAGGAGCAGCUGGAAGGUGGAAUCCGUUACUUUGAUCUCCGUGUAUCUUCCAAACCAGGUGAAGCAGGGCAAGAAAUCUACUUCAUACAUGGUUUAUUUGGCAUUCGAGUGUGGGAUGGGCUGAUGGAGAUAAACACUUUCCUAACGCAACACCCCAAAGAAGUAGUCUUCCUGGAUUUCAACCAUUUCUAUGCUAUGGAUAACAACCAUCAUGUGUACCUGAUCAGCAGGAUCCAAGAAGUAUUUGGGUCAAGACUCUGCAUGAAGGAGUGUGUAGAACACGUGACACUGCAAAGCAUCUGGGAAAAGCAGCAGCAGGUUCUCAUUUUCUACCACCACCCACUCUAUGAAGGAUACCCCUUUCUGUGGCCCGGGAAAACAAUGCCAGCACCAUGGGCAAACACAACCAACGUGCAUAAACUGUUGCAGUUUUUAGAAACCACUCUUGGUGAGCGGGCAAAAGAUGGAACUUUUCAUGUGUCUCAAGCUAUUCUCACGCCAAGAGUCAAAACUAUUGCGCGACAUCUCAUCCGUGGCCUGAAAAACACACUUGUUCACAGGAAUCUCCCUUUGAUUCUGAACUGGGUGAAGUUGCAGAAACCGGGCGUCAUGGGCGUUAACAUAAUUACGUCGGACUUUGUGGAGCUGGUUGACUUUGCAGCUACUGUGAUUGCAUUAAACGACUUCCUUUUAGAAGAGAAUAAAUCUUGACUCCUCAGCAGCUUUCUUUUUCUUACCCAGAGUUUACUUUGCCUCACUUUAACAUGGAAAUGUUGCCCAGGCAUAUCGAUAGCUUUUGUUUCAAGCUCUCUUCCCCCAGCUCCCAUUUUACUGUUUUGCACAUUAUCAAGAAAAAUGGCACAUGCUGGUGACUGCACCAUUCUGGACCAUGUCCAGAGCUAGUGCUUCAGCCCAACUUUCUUUGUCAAUCUGCUGCACAUAUGGCUGUUCUGCCUGCAGCUGCUGAAAUACAGGAAGUGACACUGAUUGGCCAACUUGGAAGCUGGACACUUAAACACAUGGAAAUAAUUAACAGAGGCCCCUCUCUGGACUUGUUGAGUGUGUGCAUCCUGCAUGUUAUGAAACCCAGGACUCCAGCUCUAAAGACCAUUAUUGAUCUCUAAGCACAAUUUUGCCAGACAAGCCAAAAUAUUUGCUCUCCUGGCGACAUCAGUCAGACAUGUUCUGCUCUCUUCCCUUCUGCUGUACUGUAUUAAGCUACCUCGGUCACCUUUUAAACACCCUUCCUAUUCUUUAGUGUGAUUUGUGGGGGGAGGGUAUAUUGUGUGUUACUUUUUAGAGUUCAUUAUGAAGCAUAAAUUGUGUUUUUAAACCCAUCCAUCCCCACAUUUUUACUUGAACACUUGUAUUUAAAUUUGUCAUGAGAGUUGGUGUGUUAAAUCUAAUGGAGCAGAUUAUACAAAAAUAUUUAUUUAAUAUGUUUUUACAUAAUGGAGAAACACUUCUGAGAAGUGUGGGCUAUCUCAGAAUAACUCUGGGCCAAUUCCAAUAUAAUGUUGGGGUUUGAGUUGUUGAAGCUUUUUAGAUAUUGGGAAAUACACGGAAAGAUGUGUUUGGAAAAUAUUGCAUCUGCAAAAUGCAUAUGGAUUAUAUAGAAAAGAUUCAUGGAGUCAUUCCCAAACCUCAUGCCAGGGCACUUUAGUGAAAUAGAGGGAAUUGUAUGUGCCAUGAAAAAUCAACUAAGAGCCUAAUCCUAUGCAUAUUUACACAGACGUUAACCCCACCAGGUUGGUUGGUUUUCUUUCUUUUCUUUGUUUCACCUCAGAAAAAAUGAAUUUAUUGUUGCUAUGCCAACUUCCUAUUUGGAAGUUCCUCACUCAGCAUUCAUAGUGGUCUGAUUUAUUGUUUUGUUUUAAAACAUUUAUAUUCUGCCUUUCUUACUUAGGCAACCCAAGGCAGCUUACAAUUUUUUUUAAAGAACACAAAACACAUGAAUCUACUUGUGCUGUAUGAUUUUAGUGAAACUUCAGGGAAAAACUGAUUUGCUGAGAGGAAUUCCAGCAUCAGAUCUCAGGUUUGCAGUAGGUUCAAACUGAUGCCAAAGAAACCUGGUUCCAAACCUGAUUGUUUCAGUUUUGUAUCUUUUGCCCAUUCCUCAUGCUAAGAACCAUUUCAGCCAGAAUGAAUGUGUUUGAGCAGAAAAAGAUGGCAAUAUUUGCAUGACCUUCUACAGGGCUGGCUUAAACAGGUCUAUACAGAGCCUGGAAUGUGUUACUGUAUGAACCUACCUCAAGACAGAAUCAUUGGGCUUAAACAGUUUAAUGUUUGAAGUGGUUUAAAGCUCUUCAGUUGAAGAUUGAAGUGGUUAUCUUUUAUUACUCCCCUUCCUUUGUUUCAGUUGUAUAUUUAUUUGAACAGAAUAGCGUGUGGUAGCAUGAGAUGUUUUCUGGUUUCUUUUACUAACAUUACAACAUUUUAUAAUUUCUUUUGUUUCUUGAGCAUUAAAUUGGUGCAGGUAUGAGAACACUGUUUGGAAUCUGAAAUGUUAGCACAGAAAUAACUAUUAAAUAUUGGGUUUUGUCCUUGAAAAAAAGAGGGGGAAGUGCAUAGACUUUCAAGCCAACUGUAUUUCUAGUGGACUCCUAUUAUCACAGCAAGAUGACUGUUGCUGUAAAUUUGAGGGACACUUUGCACAACUGCACAAGUUACCUGGGGAUAAACAACUCAUAGAGGCUUCUUCAGCCUCUGACUUAUUUAUGUAUUCAAUGAAUGAAAUGAAGUAAAAAAAGGGACUGUCAGUCCUCUGAGUCACCUGUCUGCUGUCUUUGGAUAUGUGGUCAUGACUGAUGAUUGAUUGAACUUGCCAUUCCAUGGAAAGCACAACAGGGUCCUGAGAAUGAAUCAAGGAGAUGUGAUUAGAACACACCUUGAAUUCCCUAUUUGGGAAUGAAGAGGAAGUUACUAAUAGCCUUUGGUUUUUGUUAUGUAAACAGGGAUGUUUCAGUGUGGGGUUAAGUUAAAAUAGGAGGCUAGUCUGCAAGUAGGGAAAAUAGCAGUCUGUUAUUAAGUCUGGAUAUUUAUAUAUUAUAUGUUGAUCUAAAAUUUGUAUUGGAUGGCCAUCUGUAGCAGUUUCCUGCACUGGAGUAGACCUUCAAUGUAUUUUAACUCUAAAAUUCUAUGAGGCUAGCCCAGCCCAGUUUUUUCCCAUUGUGAGAACCAGCAGGCUUGCAGGCAAGCCCGGUGGUUGUCUGCCGGCUAGCCCCCCAAAGUAGCCCUCCCCUUAGCCCAGGUUAGCGGAGCGAGUGUGCCGCUCACCCAGGUUUUCUGAUCGUGUGCCAUCACGGCGCGGCUCUACACCAUGGCGACACACAAGGGGACCCCUGCUGGUAGGCUGCAAGCAGCCUCCGAGGUUCGGAGGUCUCUCCAGGAUGCCCUGCACGCUGGCACAAAUCCUCCUGGAACUUCCAGGGCCCGCAUAGCCCCCAAUCCCUGCCGCCCCUGUCAGUUCCAUGACAGCUAUGAGCAGCUGCUUGACUGCAGAGAGAGUGGGCUAAGCCCUCUCUCCCCACAGAACCCCCUCCAGCACUUCACACCAAUUGUGUGAAAUGCCUCUAUGUAUCCUACCUCUUAUGUUCAGAGCAAAAAUGUAUUUUAAAAUGGUUAAAAUGCUUGAAAUGUGUGAAACAUAGUAAACUAAAAUGAGUCCACUAUCCCCUUGACCUGGCUACUAAAAUUCAACUAAUUCUGCUGCCAAUGUGGUCCCUCGGGUUACCUUUCCCAUGAUAAAAUGAUUUUUACCAGGCCUAUUUUGCCUGACAUUUCAUUUGACCACCCCUCACAUUUGAGAUGUAACAUGAAAAUCUUCACUUAGGGUGUUUCAGGUCUCUAGACAGGGGGUUUACUAACUGUAGAACAGCUGUAUCCUUGUCAUGUGAACAAGGUGUGUAGAUGGAAAUUAUAAAACUGGUGCUUUUGCUUGAUCCUUAGCAUUGCAACUAGUCAUAAAAAUUGAGGCUGCCUUUGAGUUGUGAAAGACCCAAGCUGCUUGAUUAUUAUGGCUGAAUGAGUCUCCUUUUGGAGAAUGGUCUGUCAUUUAACAGCUUUACAGUCUGAGGCCUGGCUCAUACAGUCAGUAUCCUCAUGCGUAGCUGCUGGCAACACAACCUCGUGAGGGCAAGUCUACAUGACAGGCUGUUCCAUGAAGCAGUUCUUCUGUAGGCGGGUUUCAUUGGCACAAUUAAAAUCCAUCUGAAUGAAAAGAGAACUCAAAAAUGCACAGAAGAUACUAUACAACACUUUUUAGUCUAAUGACUCUUCCUUAGGGAUGAUUGUUGGUUCAGUUUUGUAAGACAAACCAAAACUCUCUUCUACACCAUCUCAGAAUACUUGUGUUUCCCAUUGAAAGAACUGUAUCAGAGUUGUCCCUGAGGAAGAAAUGAAAAGAUUUAAAAUGCAUUAGACAAUCUAUUAUCUUCUGUGUACCUCUAAGGCUUCAUCUCCUUUCCUAUAAUUGCUUUCCCAUCUUUCCUUUAUAAAAUCCACCUGAAUCUCAUGGAAAGGAGCAUCAUUCAUACAAACAGCUUAUUGUAUGAAGACAUACAUUUGUUGAAUGAAGGCCACUCACAUCAGUUGUGAAAUGUGUGAAUGGACUUUACUACAUGAUCAGUGUCCAGGAUAGGGAAGUCAUUUCAGAUAUAAAGAUAUUAAGGUCAUUUUAAAGCCAAGCUACAUGUGCACACAAAUGCAUGCUAUAGAGGUGUGCUUCCAACCAGAUGUGCCUCUUUUCCUGUCAAAAAGAGCUGCACAAAGGGGUGGAUCCAGUUAAGCCCAGGGGCCACAGGAGGGAGAGAUUCAUUUUCUCUCUCCACAGCCUGCUUUCCUGCCGGGGAUUGGCCCCUUGAAGCAGCAAUUUGCCCCUCAAGCAGUGAUUUCUGAUUUGGGAGUAAAUCACCACUUCAGGGGCAUGAUUUUCAGUGGCAAAACUGGGCCAGAGCGGGGGAGGGAGUGAAUCUCCUUGCCAACCCUGGUCCCAACCAGGUUCUCCAUUGUCCUCUGCAUGGCUGUUUUAGUUUGAAAUGCAAUUUACUAGUUGUGAGGAUGAGACUUCUCCGCAGCUGGAUAUCUUUUUAACAGUUAACUCUUUUCUUUUACUUUUUAAAGAAACCUUUUUGUAGACUGCUAUAAAUCAUUAUAUUUGAAAUUAUGGACUAUAUUACAUUUUGUCAUUAAUGAACUGUUCUGUGUUCGAUGCCUAGCACAAUAUGCUAAUUCUUGAUUCAACUUUAGGCCCUGGAGCAGCCUGCAUUAUGCAUUGAGUUUGUCUGUCUCAAUUAUGAUGCAAUAGAGCCAUUGCUUUGGAUAUGUCUAAAAAGCUCAAUGAGCAAGCAAGAACUUGACAAACAAGAUUUUAUGUUAUUUAAUGGCAUGGAAUCUCUCUUCAGCCUUGGGAAUGUGAUACCCAUCAGAGUUUGUGGGACAGAGAGAGAAAGAGUUAGAAGUCAUUUCUGUUUAGAGUUUGGAGGCAGAAGCAGAGAGAGAGAGAGAGUUUUGAAAUGGCAGAAGGAAAGCACCCUGUUAUUGAGUUACUCACUUUGAAAACCAAAUCCAGUACCAGUGGCCAUACUGCCUGUUUUAGAACCUAUUGAUUUCUGCUAUGCUCUGAAGAUAUUACAAAAACACCAUAAGUCUCCAGUGUGCCCUUAUUUUAAAAAAAAACCUAGUGCUGCCCCUGGACUUCUCAUCCUGAAUGUGUGACAGUUGUAACAUGCCUUCCCAAAAGCUAGUCAAUAAAGCAUGGCACUAUCCCCUUUCUUCAAGAGAUAGAUAGGCAAUAUUUAAAUAGAUAGGCAAUGUAUAGCAGGCAUUAAUUUAUUUCGUCUCUCUGGGACCUGCACAAUAAAGAAACAGGACUUUUCUUGUGGUUUGGCACGAGGCAAAGCACUCUAGAAUUCCUUAUGUUUCUGAUGCAAAAUUGCUGCUGUUUCACCUGCAGGGUCUGUUUUGUAGCAGAACUGCUAUGAAGCAGAACCCUACAGAGAUGUUCAUUUCCUCAAAGUCCGCUGCUUCAAAUCUUCCCAGUGUUGUAGAGCCAAUUUUACCCAACAGUGGGGUUUCUUUUAUAAUGGCUCUUACCUUUAUUCUGUGUGUAUAUCUGUACAUCCUACAUAUUUUUUUCUAAGAAACCAGUUCACAAUUACUACAAGCAUUUGAAUUUUUUCAUAUGAAUAGCAAAUAGAAAAUAAGAGAUUUUAUUUUCUUUUGCUUUUCGUGAUCUGUUGCAUGUGUUGUCUUCUUAUGGUCCAUGAGCAACCUUCUGUCAAUGCUGCUGGUUUUAUUUACAAUUAAUAAGUAAAAGUCAUAGCAAAAUAUGUAAUUGUAAUUAUAUGUAUAAUUUGUAAUUUAUUUAUUUAUUAAGUAAGCAUUGUUAUUUCCUGUAAGCAUCUGAUAUCUGGUUUUGCGUUAUGUAAAAUACGCUUUCAGUCAGUUGCCUCGUUUUUAAUAGUCCUUGUUUUUCCUGAAAAGGUAUACAUUUCACCUUUUUCUUCCAAAUGUCUAUUCUUCCUAGUUUUUUGGUCCACUGCACCCUAUGUGAUCGAUCACAGCCCUACUGAGUAUUGUAAAACCAGGAUACCUCACUUAAUUUAUGCACAUAAAAUGUGUGACUAACAUCUGUUCUUCACAUUUACUCAGUGUUUCUGACCCUGGAAUUUCUAACUUUAGACGUGAGUGUGCAAUGUGGAUGGAUGCAAUAGAAUUGUUCUGUUAACUUGUCAAUGUAAUAAAAUUAUUUUGAUAUUCUAGAAAACUA
Molecule: messenger RNA, 7793 nt
Organism: Hemicordylus capensis (graceful crag lizard)
Lineage: Eukaryota; Metazoa; Chordata; Lepidosauria; Squamata; Cordylidae
Gene: PLCXD2
Product: phosphatidylinositol specific phospholipase C X domain containing 2
Exons: 4
Coding region: 794-1735 (313 amino acids)
Biological process (GO): lipid metabolic process
Molecular function (GO): phosphoric diester hydrolase activity
Source: RefSeq, a predicted model, not a curated record